UCAGCAUCGCACUGCCGAGCGCCUGCACCGCUGCACUCGCCCGGGGAUUUUCGAGAUCUGGGCAUCUGGCGCGGUUGCUUUCAUCGCUUCAUUCCGCUCGACCGCUCGAAUUCCCUUCGUUUCUUUUCGACCACAAAAAAGAGAGCAAAAAAUAAAGAGGAAUCUUGGAGCAAUGGCUGGAAGGCUGGAACCAUCCAUUUUGCGACCCAGCCCCCUGAACUGUCCAUAAUCACGGCCUCCCCCGCGGUGCUGUUGCUUUCGGUACCCUGUGGGGCUACUUGGUCACCACACCGAAUAAUAAACGGCCUCCAUUGCCAAGGAAAUUUCAGAGGCGGAAUUGAGAUAGAGGAGGGAGUGGGAAGGGAGACAGGGAGGGGUCAGUCGUCUUCCUUUGUCCCCGUGCUGCUCCUUUGCUUCGGAGUCUUGCCAAGCCUAGAUUCGAGGAGAGGGCUCCCUCUCUUUCCUUGCUUGGCCUGCAUCGGAAGGUGCGAUUGGCGCUCUCUGUCCUACAGUGCAGGCCGAAAAUUAUUUUACGCAGAUGGGAUGGUGAUGCGUGAGCGGAUCUUCAGCGAGAGAGUAAAGAUCGAGUGCUACAAACCUGCAAGGCCGAGGCAGGCUUAGUUUCAGAGAAAAUUGGUCGCGGAGGCCUCAUCAUGCUCUCGUUCUGUUGUGGCCUGUGGCGAUGCCCUGUCCUCCUUGGCCGGUUCCAAGCUUGUGGCCUGGGGAGCCCAUUCGUCUUUCACUUGAUAUGAAGGACGGAAGAAAUAGAGCUCCCGUUCGUUUCUUUCUUUAAGAAACUCACCAUAUUCUUGCCUCGUUAUGUGGGUAUCUUUCAGAGUCAUUCUCUCUGGAGUCUGGCCAAGUUUGUUCUGGGACGUAUUUGAUCUCUUCUCAACUGUAGCAGGAUUCUGAUUUUUCUGUUGGAGGAAUGUCCUCAACCACAUCUAUUCAGCCCUCAGCAUCUUCAGGUGGUGCAUCUACUUCAGCUGAUGAGAAUGCAAGGCCUCCUGAUUCAGGCACUAAUUCUUCUGGACCAGCACGAAGCAUAUUGUCUCUACAGUUGGACCAGCGGUCAUUACAUUUUUCUGUUAGUGCUUGGGUUCUUAUUGUUGCCUUGAUUGGCAUCUUUCCAUUGGCACCACAUUCCCUUCAGUAUAAGGGAUAUCGGUUGUCACUUCUUGGCACAACAUGUACUACAGGCUAUGCUUUGUUUGCUUUGUACAGGCUACCCCGAGCAGGGAACAUGCAGGCUGUUCAGGUGUGGUGUCACCAUGUAACUGCAUCAAAGGAUUUUAUACCAUUCAUGUACUGCCUUAUGUUUUCUACAUCCAAACUGCACUUGAAGCUUGUUUUGGUACCUGUAAUUUGUUGGGCACUUGAACAUGUCGCUCGAUUUCUACGUCGCCAUUUUACUAGCUCAUCUUUGUACAGGACAUACUUGGAGCAACCUUGUACAUGGGUUGAGACAAACACAAAUGCAGUCCAGUUUCUACGUUCAAAUGCAGAGAUUUUGACGGGCUUUCUUUUGAUCCUAUCCCUGUUCUCGCGACAGCGAAAUCUUAUGCAAACAUUCAUGUAUUGGCAGUUGCUGAAGCUCAUGUACCAUUCUCCCUUCACUGCCGCUUAUCAUAGAGCUAUCUGGCUAAAAAUUGGGCGGACAAUUAACCCUUAUAUCCACCGUUACACCCCUUUUCUUCAUGACCCGAUAAAUGCUGGCAUGAGAUGGUGGUUUAGGUAGGUUGAAUGCAGCACUGUCAGUCAUGUAAAGAGAUGCAAGUAUGUUUAUGGUAUUAUUUUACUCCAAAGAGAAUCUUUGAGAAAACUGCUGCUUGGGAGUGGUGUGAUUAGUCCCUUGUGUGGCUUUGAGCUGAUGACAAUUUAGUAGUUAGCAUGAUCAGUAACUCUUAACUCUUGUAGGCUUGUAGCUAGAGCUAGUCGAGAUCUUAGCCUGUUUGGCAUGAACUGAAGUUAGGUGGGGAGGUUAUUAUUGUGACCGAAUUGUUUUGAUUUUUCUGACUAUUGGCUAUUGCUGACCACAUAUCAGUGUUAUCAAAGGGACGUUACUAUUCUACGU
This is a messenger RNA of Zea mays, 2074 nucleotides long. RefSeq lists its product as uncharacterized. The record is from RefSeq and is a predicted model, not a curated record. NCBI's taxonomy places the organism in Eukaryota, Viridiplantae, Streptophyta, Magnoliopsida, Poales, Poaceae. Gene Ontology annotation, cellular component: membrane; endoplasmic reticulum. The coding region runs from base 929 to 1738 and encodes 269 amino acids. Gene Ontology annotation, biological process: endoplasmic reticulum tubular network organization; membrane organization. The transcript is spliced from 10 exons.